UUGCAACAUGAACAUCAUCAACAGGCCGUGGAAUUCUGUGUCGCCGACCAGUUAUUUCUACAAACUCGACAAUUUGGUCUGCGAAGUGGAUUUUUUUUUUCAUACUCGUGUCACAACUCUUUUUCAACAUCCUCAAUAACGACCUGCAUGACAAAAACUUCUAGGCAAUAAACGAAACUACACUCUUCAUUUGAUCUUCAGAUAGAUAGAGGCUCUGUUCUGCUUUUCGUACGAAAACAUACGAAACCUCCAGGAGGCAGCAUCACAGAGAAAGUAAGUAGAACCGCCAGAGACUUACGCUCGCGGCUACUUCAGAAGUUUUCUAUUGUUCUCGACCAAAAAAAAUGUCCCAGUCCAAGGCAACGAUUCCGGUCAAGCUUCUCUAUGAAGCGGUGGACCACAUGGUGAAUGUGGAGAUGGUAUGCAUUGCAAAUAUGUGUGGGUCUGGAAGGAUGCAAACUUGUCAUGCGCACUUCAAAUCACACAAGAAUCUGUCAUGCGCGGACAGCAAAUAAAGUGGCCCACUUUGAUGUUUACUCACCGAAAGAAGGGAUUUUUAGUGCGGAUUAGACAUUGAGCUUUACCAUACCUUCUCAAGUAGACCUGUAAUGCUGGGGCCCGCAUGCCAGACCUUUCGUGUCACGGAAAAUCAGCAUGGCAAACUUCUGCGGUCUUCCAGAGGACCCAGACAUAUUUGCAUUUGAUAGAUGAAGAACGGCGACGCGUACCGCGGGAAGCUGACGAACCUGGAUAUCCUUUGCAAAAACGUCCCCAGCUACCCGUAGUCGUAGUGCAAAUCUGCAUGUAGUGAAAAAGAAAAUAUUUCUCAUGCGGAGCCCCAUGAGAAGAAGCAUUUUCUAGUCGAGAUGUUGGGUACUUCUUUUCGUUGUCGCGCAUGAGAAACUACAGUGGUCUAGGGUUCUUCUUGCAGAUUUGCAUGACAAAUUUAGGGUCGUCGUUUUUGCAGAGGAUACCACAGGAUUCCAUGAACGUCUUGCUCGAGAACGUGACCUAUCCUGUGCAAAAGUAUCGUAUUCUAUAAAUGCAAGUCUUGCAUUACAAAUCUUUUUCUUGAGGCAAAUCCGCAUUACAAAUUUUAUUUCUCAUGCUGAGGAAGUUUGUAAUGCAUUUAUACGAGUGCGAUACUUUUGCAGUUCAUAUGACCAAGACGAAAAAGACCGGUGAAACGCUACCGUAAGAGAAAAUCCCCCCUCUCCAUGUCAAAAUGGAAAUUUGUCAUGCUUAUUUGUGGUCAUAAAUCACCUUUGUCUUGACUACAGGGUAAUGGAAGCCAUUUGGCGCAUUGCGCAGCCAGUCUGUCAUGCGCAGCUUUCGACUACUGCAGAGCGGUUUGCCAUGCGUAAUUGCUAGCCUUCUGCAUUAUACGACCCAAACAGGAUUUAGAAACUGCCGCCAAGCGCCUUCUGCAAGAGAAAUGUGACUCGUGUACGCAGGCCCCGCAUCAGAGAGCUCCUUUUGACCUGGGGAGGGAGGGUUUUUCCAUUUGAUAAACGCAGACGUUGGAGCAGGUCCACCUUCGCGGCU
This is a messenger RNA of Amoebophrya sp. A120, 1545 nucleotides long. Lineage: Eukaryota; Dinophyceae; Syndiniales; Amoebophryaceae. The record is from the annotation of a GenBank genome assembly.